Trichoderma harzianum CBS 226.95 is the source of this 909-nucleotide messenger RNA. RefSeq lists its product as hypothetical. The record is from RefSeq and is a predicted model, not a curated record. Gene Ontology annotation, molecular function: DNA-binding transcription factor activity. The transcript is spliced from 2 exons. Lineage: Eukaryota; Fungi; Ascomycota; Sordariomycetes; Hypocreales; Hypocreaceae. Gene Ontology annotation, biological process: regulation of DNA-templated transcription. Bases 1 to 909 code for a protein of 302 amino acids.
AUGCCUCGAAAGUUCAUUACUCAAGAGGUCAAAGACCAGAAUCGCGAGAGUCAGCGCCGAUCGCGAGCUCGGCGCGCUGAAUUGAUAAAUGAUCUCAAGAAGAAAGUGCAAGAUUUUCAGCAGCAAGGCGCAUCUGCCUCUUUGGAAAUGCAGAGGGUGGCUCAGGCAGUGACACUUGAGAACCAGCGCCUAAGAAGCCUGCUGAGCGUGCAUGGCGUAUCGCAGGACGAGAUUAAUCAAUUCAUCUCACCUCCUCCGGCCACUUCACCUGGAUCGCCAGAUGGAUUACCUGAGUCCGGUACUUUGAAGUGCAAGGCAUGCGGCAGCACAUCCAUAAUGCUACAACAUCUGCCGGCUGUAUUAUCACCACUGCAACAUCAACAUCAAAAUUAUCACACCACGCCACAGAUUAUGAGCGAUUGUGCCCUUCCAUCACCUUCCAUCUCAUGCGACACAGUUGAACUUUCCAGAAUAGAAAGUAAUACCGACGUGGGAGUUAGUCCAACAGCAUUCAACUCACCACCUGCAAACCACAUUGCUCGCUCCGGUCCCUCUGCUAGAAAUAUUAAAGGAGCGAGAAAAUCUCAGAAAUCUCAGUCCCAAGAGAGCAGAAAACGUCAAUGCUGCGGAUCCCGUUCAAGUGAAGGCGACAACCAACAUAGCGAAAAUCCCUUGGAAGAUCAACUCCAUCUCGCAACACCUCGUCCUCUUCCAAAUCCUACAGAACCUGAAGCUAUUAGCUCUACCGACUCUAUGGAAACAUCUUGCGAUACGGCGGCAUCCAUUCUAGUGGAUCUUCACCACGGGAUGGAUAAUGAACAGGCUCGCACUGCCCUUGGCUGCAAAGGAUCAGAGACUUGCAAUGUCAGCAACAUCAAAAUUUUUCAACUUUUGGAGAAAUUUGACUAG